Schistosoma spindalis is the source of this 564-nucleotide messenger RNA. Lineage: Eukaryota; Metazoa; Platyhelminthes; Trematoda; Strigeidida; Schistosomatidae. The record is from the annotation of a GenBank genome assembly.
CCCUUUUCGACUUUACUAAUACUUAAUUGUCCGAUAUAUAUGCCAAAUGUGGACCGAUUUCCUGUUUAAUAAUGCUUUCCAUUAUAGAAGUCAAGUUCUACCUUCAGGUGACCUACAAAUUACCGCUAAGUUCUUAUUCAACAUGCCUGGGUUGGACAUUCUCGAAGUUCCCGAUAUUCCAGAAGUAAAAUAUGAGUAUCUAGAUCACACUGCUGAUGUACAGUUACAUUCCUGGGGUAAUAACCAAACAGAAGCAUUUGAACAAAUUGCCAUGGCCAUGUUCAACUAUAUGACAACAAACUACGACUCAGUGGAUACUUCAGAAAGAUUUGAAAUUGAAGCUGAUGGUCACGAUAUGAUGUCACUACUUUUUCAUUUUCUGGAUGAAUGGUUAUUCGCGUUUUCAGCUGAUCCAUUUUUUAUUCCACGGAUUGUUAAAAUAACAGAAUUUGAUAAGGAAAGAUUCCACAUUAAAUCAUCUGGGUAAGUUCUGUGCUUUCUGAGAAAAAGAAACCUAAUGUCAUAUUAAUUUAUUGUUAUAGUUGGGGUGAACCUUUUGACAUU